AUUCAGGAAGUAAAUCCAUUUUAGUGACAGGAACAACAUCACGGGACUCUCAUUGCUCUGAGCAGAUUAAUAAAAUAUUACCUGUAACUGAUCUGUACACACCUGUAAUAUAAGACAACAUGUCUAGGCAGUCAAACAGAGCCACGGACAACAAGAAGAUGAAUUCAGAAUUAUUCACUCUCACUUAUGGAGCCUUGGUCACUCAGUUGUGUAAGGACUAUGAAAAUGAUGAAGAAGUCAACAAACAACUGGAUAAAAUGGGAUACAAUAUCGGAGUGCGUCUGAUUGAGGACUUCUUGGCUCGGUCCAGUGUGGGGAGGUGUCACGAUUUCCGAGAAACGGCCGAUGUCAUUGCAAAGGUAGCCUUCAAGAUGUACUUGGGUAUCACCCCCAGCGUGACCAACUGGAGUCCUGCUGGAGAUGAGUUCUCUCUUAUCCUCGAAAGCAACCCAUUGGUGGACUUUGUAGAGCUUCCUGACAACCACAGUAAUCUAGUUUACUCCAACCUGCUCUGUGGAGUGCUGAGAGGAGCUCUUGAAAUGGUUCAAAUGGCAGUGGAUGUGCGAUUCUCUCAGGACACACUAAGAGGUGACAAUGUGACAGAAAUUCGCAUGAAGUUCAUCAAAAGGAUCGAGGAGAACCUGCCAGCUGGAGAUGAAUGAGACUGAGAGACUUUUGUUUCGAGAGACUUUUUAUGUUGGUUUGGGAACCAAAAACGUCUAUUUUGGUCAAGAAGACCAACCAGUCCCCAAACAUUGUAAGUAUUGCAAUGAGAGUUCACUGUCGAGAAGAUUUCUCUCGAUGUAUCACCAAGGUUGACAUGUUCUUUCCACCUGGUCCAUGUUUUUUAUUUCAUACAAAUACCUUCUCAAGUCUCUUUUUGUAUGUCAGUUUGUCUCUAGUGUACUUUUUUGUUAUUCUUUUUGCAUUUAACUGAUACAUACGGCACAGAAGGUCUAAUUUAUUUAGUCAAGUAUCGUAAUCGGAUUGAAUAAAUCAAUAACUACCAACAACUGUGGCCGAUCCCCUCAUUUAUCGUUCUUCUACUCAAUAGGCCUUUGACACAAACUAAUAUUUGUUCAAAGUUGCAAUAAAGCGCUCAUUUGAGCGGACCAUAUCACACUGCUGUUUUAAUGUCCAUAAUGCUUGUAUCGAAAACAACUUUAGAUGGCUAAUCUAAAACCAACAUUUGAAGAGAGGGCCCCAUGUUCGCCAAGAACAGAGCCGUAGUCUUGUGAGACGCACAUGUUUUGUAGAGGGCCAGUGGUGUUAAGGGGAGUCUGGGAGGGGUCUAGGUAUGUAGAUAAUGGGACCUGUGUGUGCCGAGCCUGUGGCAGGUCCCUCCACACGUAUGUAAUGAAGUGUCACGGCAGCCGUGUUCGACUUGUCGUGUACUGGCCCUUGCAUCGUGGGACUGUUAUUCCUACAACGCGGCAGCACGAUGUGGUUAGAGUUAAACAACAAUAACAAGGGCCUAAUUCGUCUCAGAUGUUUACUCAAGCAACGUGGAAGCAAUCAGGGCCUGGAGGUUCACUGGUGCGUGUGCAGGACAGGGCUGUUUUGGGAGCCAGUGCGUUUUAAUGGUGUAGCCGAGGGGUUCACGGUCGUGCUGACCAGUGGGAAGGGAGAAGGCCGUUCGCUGAAAGCCAUUCAUUUUUCUGGAGCAGCUCAAAGUUCGUUCCUGACACCUGUUAAUCGCCUUACGUCAUGAUCUGGGCUUCUUUUUCCAGAAUUCCACACCUCGUCAGUCACAUGAAAAGAAGUUUACUGCUUCUAGUACUACUUCCCAUCAGCUAGUGUAUAGAUUCGGUUUUAUAAACUUAAGCCCUUUCAGAUGCAGUUUCCAUGUGAUUUGAUUCACACUGAUGUGUUGAAUAAUGCAUUCAUUGUGCAAGUGUAUUGUUUUGUUACAUCGAGCCACUAGAGGUAGCUGUGAGCAUUGUGGUGGGUGACCUUUUUUUCUCUUUCCAUUCUCAUGGAUUUUUCUGUGUUUCUCUUUAAUUUGGUAUUUGAUUGCUCACGGGGUCCACCAACUGCUUGUUUUUGAAUCUCUGGGGCUGGGAAAUUAUUUCGUGGAAUAUAUUCCUUAUCCACUCGCUCUUAAUUCAGGGACAUUUACAAGAAAAACAGUGGAAAACGUAUGCAGAGCCCUGUCAGGCCGAAUCCCUCGUCCCCUCUUGCUAUAUUAUGCAUACAAUGUAUGUAUUCUGUACAAUGUGUAUAUUGGAAAGCGAGGGAAGAGGAAAUGGUUUCGCGCAGACAUUUGAUGUAAAUCAUUUGGCAGAAUUAGACCCCUGUAUCAUGGGGAUAUACAGCUGGGAUUGUGUACUGUGUGAAAACUUGUAUCACUCUUCCAUAUGCUCUCAGGAAUUUCUCUCGCUCCUUCUUUCUCCCAUCUUAACAAUGCAGGAUAUCUCCUUGGCAAAGCAUCCGAAACAAAGUGAUGUGUCAGUAUUCAUUAACCAUCACGAUCACCUUUAACCAAUAUGAAUCUUGGCAUGAGAAGAAGAAUGGACUCCAGUCUAUGAGAUGACCUCCUCCUCAUCUUUCUUAUGCUGUAUGUUUUUCCUCAUCUGUAUAAGCUGUUCAUGUCGGUGUGGCCACCAUACUAGGCCAAUACUGAAAUUCUUCAUAAGGCACAAAAGAAUUCCAAGAAGCUCUUUUCCACCAUAAGGAAUUGAUUUUUACAAGCUAUUUUUGUUUCACGUCUAAAGGCAGGUCAGUGGCAGCAAAUGAAAGAAAUGACACCUGAAACUUCAUGCAGUUUGUGUAUGUUCUGUUAUAUGCAUCGGUUUUUGAUUGGAUUUUUAGAUGUGGAUGUUGCACUUUAAAAAUCAAUGUGAGCGUUCAGUCGAUUGUGGAAGGGACUGGUUUAAGCAGACUAAAUAAUUGGAGAAGUUCUGCAUACAUCACCAGAGAUGAGUCGUUUUCACAGAACGUUCCAGUUAUGAUAUUCUGAUUAAACAUCACAAGGUCAAAACUUAAUAAAAUGAAAUGUAUGCAUGGAUGAAUUGUUCAUAAUGUCUAUAACAUGCAUUUAGAAAACAGAUUGACAGUACUUGUUGCCAAUCCACUUUCAUUAUAUGGGAUAGCGCAGAGUGAAAAUUUUGCAAAACAUCUCCUUUUGUGUUCCACAGAAGAAUGAAAGCCAUACGGGUUUGGAACAGCAUGAGUGUGAGUAGUAACUCAUGACAGACUUUUUAUUUUGGGGUGACUGUCCCUUUAAGAAUUUUAUUAGGACAGUUCUAGCAUACAAGUAGCAAAAGUUACGUAUGCUGGAAACGAGACGGUACACACCAAUCUCAUUUAAACCCUCUAAAUGCAACCAUGUGCCCUAUAUCAGAAACAAAUGCUGAAUGGCACGCUGAAACAAUAAAAUCCUGCGGAUGGCCUGCUGCUGGCUCACCAUUAUUGAAUCCCCCUCAUCCAUUCUUCCGUCUUUCUUUUCUUCUCACUUUCUUUCUCUGAUUCUUCCACUGUAUCCCCCACUUUCAAGCCUUGCCAGGACGAAAGGAUUGGCAGCGAGAUGAUGGGAGGUCAGAAAGGGAAACAGAGCAGGGCAAGACCGAGUGAGUUUCAAAAACACACCUUGUGGGAAUAUCAACAUGCCCUGGAGCGCGGAGAACCGACCCAAUGCUGGAGAGCCAUCACAGCCCAUCGCAUGGUGUCCAAGUCUCCCACAGCUGUUCUGGAGCAUAAAGGAGAUGACACACGAAUGGAUGAUCUUCCCUGGCUCACAGGAACAGCAGCAUGCACACUGUUUCCAGUAAAGGUCACGAGACAGUAAAUCAAAGGAUCCGAGAUGGAAAUGCAACAAACCCUCUCGUCUGAGGUAAUUCUAAGAUGUCAAGAAAAGAUGUAAUUAGAUCCUUGAGGAACGCCAUAUGUAAAAGACUUUUCCUAUUAGUCCUCAAACAUUUGUUUGUUUCUUAUUUAUUUAAUUCAUAAAAUCUUCUGUUGAACAAAGAUUUUUCACUUUUUUUUUUUUUUAGAGACCACUAUUUAGAGGAUUAUCUUGGAUAGGUCACCAUUUAUAACAUGUAAAAUGUGCUACUUCCACUUUCCCAUGACUACUGCUAUAUGCUGAUCUGAAUCAAACACAUCUGGGACAAAUAGAGAGCAUAACUCCUCUGCCUCACACAGCAACCUCUGGACCUGUUGCCAAUGUCUUAAAUGGUACUUGAAAGGUCCUCUUUUUCCAUUGUAUCCCCAGACUAAUAGAUCAUAUCACAGUGAGUUUCAGUGUUUUGAGAGGAUUGAUGGGAAUUAUUAAAAUAAUUCAUUUAAUUGCUUAAUUUCAGUGAUAUGCCAUUGUUUGCUUAAGGUCAUAUGUUGUUGUGUACUUGUAUAGUGGCCCAAAGAAAAAUUGAACACUUACACCACACUUAAAAAAAUGACUGAAUGUUAUAUAACAAAUUAUCAAACCAAGUAGAAUUAAUGCAAACAAUUAUAAGUGGAUCUUUCCUCAUAAGAGAAACAAAUUUCCACAUCCAGGCACUGACAUAGAUUUUAGCAUUUAAAAAGACAUACAGGGCAACAUUAAAAAGCACCAAUGCAUACAGUAGCAUUCAUUUUAAAGAAACAGCACAAACAUACUUUACAUUUUAAGGUUUACUUGAUACAAUUGUUCAAAUGCACAUAUAUUUGGUAGCAUUCUAGUUGUCAAACAUUAGUGGACCAUGUUCAUUCAUAGUUAAUGUGAUGAACUACACCUGCAGUUACUCUACUAGAACAUCUGUGUGCACAUGACUUAAGUGUCCAAAAACAUUUGGGACCACUGUUUGUUUAUACAACAAAAGAAAGUCAGCAUUCUUGAUUCUGAUUGGUUGUGAAACUUCCUUAAAUUAAGACUUAAGUAAAAAUUAAGUAGUUCCAUGUUUGUUGAACGAAUUAAAGUUGAGUAUCACUGCGCCAUGUUCAGUUUUAGCUGUGUCUAUAGACUAAAGAUGAGGAAGUAGUUCUAUACACGAGCGUUUUAGGAAUAAAACCUUUAGACAAACAUAAAAACAUUUGGUAACUGGUACAAUGGUGUAUGCUUAAUGUAGUUAUAUUUAUUUUUGCUAUUGAGUGACAGGAUACACUUACCUCACUCAGGUCUGCACAAAGCUGCAUUAAUGUAUGAAAAUGCAUGCUGUUCAUUUGUAUAUUGACACUGCAGACUGGACAGUUCUAUAAAAUCAAACCGAGCAUGUUCCAAACUAAUUACGGAGCUUUCCAACGAAUGGCAUUUCUUGAAUACAUAAUAGUCCUCCUGACAUGUUUUUCUCAGUCUCUGUUUUAAUUAAUAUGGCUUCUGUUGGAAAACCAAACAAAGCAUGACACAGCACUCCAUCACCUGAACAUGGCCCAUGGUGAUGUCAUUACUAGUCUGCUUGACAUGAAUAUUCCCCACGUCAAAGCUGCCAUUCCAAUCGAGCAGUCAAGUAUGUUUUGAGUUCUUUAUUGUGUAAUAAACCAGGUCCAAGACCAGACCCACCCUUUUAACCCAUUUUGAAAGCGAAUGAGGUUAUAACAGCCCAGCCUUUCACUGCAAUAAAUGCACAUACACUCAGCAGUGGAGGUCUGGGUGGAGGUCUAGUCAUAUUUCGGUAUGCUCGCUUGAAGAAUCACAAUAAAGCUUUUUCAUUUAUUUAUUUCCCUUCCGAACAGACGGAGCCUUUUCUGCAUUUUACACAUUUUUAUACAUGUAGAAAACGAUUACAAACCACCCGACAGAGUCAAAUUGCCCAAAUCUCGAAAUUGCAGGAAGUGCCAUUUAGCUCCCAGUUUUCCCUCUCUCGCUCGACUCUAAUUUGCUUGUGAUUUUGUGUGUCCCGAGUCGAUCUGAAAGAGAGAAUGUUCUGGAACAGAGGAUGGGCUGUGGAGACCAGAGCGGUUUCUGUCAUGAGGAGAUGGAAUGCUCAAGCGGACCCACAUGAAUGAGUCACUAUGGAAACAGUCGAAACGUUCCAGAGUAACUUGUGUACACAUUGCGCCAUGUGUGCCCAGCGAACUGAGAAGAAAAGUACAAUUCUUACGAGAGACUGUGUUUUCAAUGGGCACGCUCUUUACACAAAUAGAGGCACCCUUUGAAUGUUUCUGUUGGGAGGGGAGAGUUCUGGAGUGUAUAGAAAUGAUGCCAUAUAAUGAGAUGUUUGGAUUCAUGGUGGUUUGAUCUUUGUUUCUUUCUUUUUGUGCUAAAAACACAGCCUAUAGAUGUGUUUAUUGAAAUACAUUUUUUGCCCCAUUAAGUUUAAUGGUUCAUAACACGAGUGGAUGAACCCUUUGCAUAAGCGGCGCUAAUUCUUUUGGCAUGUAUGGCCUUGGGUGCUAAAGACUUUACAUGAGGAGUUGGCACCAGUGUUAUGUGACAUCUUCAAUAUAUGCAUCCAGCAUAACAUUUUUCCAAAACAAUGGAAGGAGGCUAUAGUCAAAGCUGUUCCUAAAAAGCAAAGCCUAGUUUUCCAGCAGAUUAUCGCCAGAUCUCACUACUCAGCUGUGUUGGCAAAGUGUUUGAAGGAAUCCUCAGAGAUGCCAUUCUCGAGGAUACAGUUACUAAGAUCGAACCAUCACAACACGGCUUUAUGAGGAACAGAUCAACUGACACUGCCUUGAUUCAAAUUCUGCAGCACUGGCAUGAAGCACUUAACAGCUCCCCUAAAAUGGAUAUACAUGCUGUUUUUGUUGACUUCACUCGAGCUUUUGACACAAUUGAACAUUGUCGACUGCUACAUUCCUUAGCUGACUUGCAAGUCAGACGACCCCUUUGGCUUAUUGUAAGGAGCUAUCUGAGUAACAGAGAGCAGAGGGUUAAGUGGGGCUCCUGUGUGUCUAACUCCUUUCCAGUUCCAGCUGGUGUUCCUCAAGGGGGACUUCUAUCCCCUCUGCUUUUUGUCAUAUGCAUAAAUAGCCUGGAUUCAUAUUUGCCUCCUUCGGUAAUACCUGUGAAAUAUGCUGACGAUCUAACAAUCGCAGAGUUUCUAAUGGGGUCUUUACCUGGACUCCCUCAGAAGGCCUUGGAUUCUGUAAUGGAAUGGGGACAGGAAUUUACAUUGGCAAUGAAUGGAGCUAAGGCUUAGUUCACACUGCAGGUCUUAAUGCUCAGAUCGGAUUUUUUGCUGAAAUCCUUUUUUUUUUUUGCGCUGUUGUUCACAAUGUCAUUUAAAUGCGACUGCCAUCAGUCUCAUGUGUGAACCGUAUACAGCCCUGAAGUGACCCGCAUGCACAGAAGAAGACGUGACAUCAGACGCAGCUCACUGUGAUUGCAGAAAUAAAAAUGGAUGCUGCUCGUGUUAGAGCGUGUUUAGCAAUUUUUAAGUUAAUGUGCAAUCGGAGCUUAAAUAACAAAGUGAUAAGAAGAAUAUUAAGAAGAAGGAGAGCACGAUUUCCUCCAGCGCAGAAUUGUGAUGUCUGUCGCAUUUCAAUGACGUAAAAAUCGCAUGAAAUGCGACAUGGCCGUUCAGACUGAAGUCGCAUUGCAAAACAUCGAAUAUGUAUGCUAUGUAGGACCACAUUUUAGGCCUGAUUUGAAAAAAUCGGAUUUGUGCUGUUCAGACUGUCAUAAGAAAAUCAGAUAUGGGUCACAUUUGGGCAAAAAGUCGGAUUUGGGCCACUUUAGCCUGCAGUGUGAACCUAGUCUAAGACUGUGGACAUGGUAAUUAGUGCCAGGAGAGAGGACAACAUUCCCUCCACUCCCUCUCCUGUUAUCUCAGGACAUGCAAUUAGUAGAGUUUCCACCUUUAAAUUGCUUGGAGUUCAAAUAUCCUCUGACUUGUCAUGGGAUGCCCACAUUAAGUACAUGAUUUCGAAAGUGCGCCCCAGAAUAUACUAUCUUUGUGCUGCAAAAAAAGCGGGUCUUCCUUGUGAUGUUUUAGUGCAAGUAUACUUGACUUUUAUACGCCCAGUUCUCGAGUAUGCUAGUCCAGUAUGGGGUGGUCUACCUAAAGGUCUCUCUGAGGAGUUAGAGAGGAUCCGAAAGCGAUGCUGUCGGAUAAUAGUCAUUCCGACUUCAACUCUCCCAACAUUGAGUGAGAGGCGUGAGGAAGCCACCAUACGUACUCUUACUAAAACACUCAAGGACAGUUCAUCACCACUGCAUUGUUUCCUGCCUAUGGCUCCAACACCUACUUAUUCUCUUUGGUGGCACAAGACAUUUGUUGUACCCAGGAGUAAGACUAAACUUCAUGAACUCUCCUUUAUUCCCCGUGCUCUAAAAUGGUUGUAUAGAUAACUCACAGGUCUUUGAUUAGGAUGCCUUUUCUGUGAAUCUGUGUUAUUCGUGUGUAUGUGUAUAUAUGAUUGUCAUGAUUGUCUUGGAGUAUGUGUAUGUUUGACACAUUUCAGGGUUUUGUGCUGCAAUAUUCUGUCGUGUCAAACUUUAAAUAAAAG
Messenger RNA from Onychostoma macrolepis, 8367 nucleotides. It is a transcript of the gene trappc3, whose product is annotated as trafficking protein particle complex subunit 3. Bases 120 to 662 code for a protein of 180 amino acids. The record is from RefSeq and is a predicted model, not a curated record. Gene Ontology annotation, cellular component: TRAPP complex; cis-Golgi network membrane; cytosol. Gene Ontology annotation, biological process: endoplasmic reticulum to Golgi vesicle-mediated transport; intra-Golgi vesicle-mediated transport. The transcript is spliced from 5 exons. NCBI's taxonomy places the organism in Eukaryota, Metazoa, Chordata, Actinopteri, Cypriniformes, Cyprinidae.